CCUCCCUGCUGCACCCUCCCCCCUCCUUCCUCCCUUUCUAAUUCUUUUUCAACUUUGGAGCACGGCUUUCUGGCAACCCUUAAAUACUACAGUUGCACAACUGGCAUGUCUGGAGUCACAGCUAAGAUUUCCAACUUAUAUUUUGCCCACCGCAAAUGGCAGGUAUCUAUUAAACGCUGAAAGGGAGCCAGGUGUUAUCAAUGAUACCCAAUCACUCGGUGUCUAGGUCCUGGUGCUAUUGUGCGCUCAAUGGGACGAAAGAUUCUGGGUAGGAGACCUGAGGAUGAAGAUCUGGGGUUGCCUUCUAGCACCAGAGUUCGGGGACCCAACAGGAACAGAGGAGUUCCCCAGCGGAGGGCCGAGCCCAGGUGGCUUCGGAGCCUCAAAGAGGGGGCAGUGGGAAGUCUCCUGGCUCCUCAGAGACUGAACUCCAAGAGGGCACCAUGUUCUGCAUGAAUCUCAUACUCACAGGAUCCCAUUUGUCAACUCUCAAGCUUUUAUAGAAUGCUGUGAAUAUUUGCCAAAGCUGUUUUUAAAAGAGAGGGUUGCGGCUUCUUCCUAGGAAUAGACAUCUGCAUUUGCUCUCAUGCCUAACGCCACUGAAGCUGGAAAAGCCACUGAUUCUGGACAUGGUGAGCCCAGAUCUGAGGACAAGUCACCAGAAGAGAGUCUCCAAGGUGCUGUGCCAUCUUUCUACACAAGUGCCUCAGGAGCACCUGUAGGCCCCAGAGGAGAUGGGCAUUAUCCGUCGAGUUGUCCAGUGACUCAUACUCGAGAGAAAGUUUAUGCCAUCUGCUCAGAUUAUGCCUUCCUCAACCAGGCAACAUCAGUCUACAAAACUCCUAGCCUAGCCCGCUCUGCUUGCCUCCCUGAUAACACCUCUCUUUCUGCUGGAAAUAGUACAAGAUAUAUUGGAAUCCCAACUAGUACAUCAGAAAUAAUCUAUAAUGAAGAAAAUAACUUGGAAAACUUAUCCGCUAGCAUGGGCAAGCUACCUCUUGCAUGGGAAAUUGAUAAAUCUGAAUUUGAUGGGGUGACUACAGAUUUGAAACAUAAAUCAGGCAAUGCAAAGAAAGAAAUUUGCAAGAAGAAAACAUCAGAGAAAAAAGGGCGGCACCAGAGGGAUUGUCUCCACUAUUGUCCUCUUGAUGAUGUUAAACAGCGCAAAGUGUUGGACCUUAGGCGAUGGUACUGCAUAAGCCGACCACAAUACAAGACUUCAUGUGGUAUCUCCUCAUUGAUUUCUUGUUGGAAUUUCUUAUACAGCAUAAUGGGAGCUGGGAAUCUCCCACCUAUUACCCAAGAAGAAGCAUUACACAUUUUGGGCUUCCAACCCCCAUUUGAAGAUAUUAGGUUUGGCCCUUUCACUGGAAAUACAACACUCAUGAGAUGGUUUAGACAAAUUAAUGACCACUUUCAUGUGAAAGGAUACUCCUAUGUUCUAUAUAAGCCCCAUGGGAAGAACAAAACAGCUGGAGAAACUGCUCCAGGGGCCUUAUCCAAGUUGACCCGAGGACUGAAAGACGAGUCCCUGGCUUAUAUCUAUCAUUGCCAAAAUCAUUAUUUUUGUCCAAUUGGCUUUGAAGCAACCCCUGUUAAAGCUAAUAAAGCAUUCAGCCGGGGCCCCCUCUCAUCACAAGAAGUAGAAUACUGGAUUUUAAUUGGAGAGUCAAGUAGAAAACAUCCUGCUAUUCACUGUAAAAGAUGGGCAGAUAUUGUCACUGAUCUAAACACUCAAAAUCCAGAAUUCUUAGAUAUCCGACAUCUAGAGAGGGGGCUGCAGUUCCGGAAAACAAAGAAGGUUGGAGGAAAUUUGCAUUGCAUUAUAGCAUUCCAGAGACUCAGUUGGCAAAGAUUUGGCUUUUGGAACUUUCCAUUUGGAACCAUUACACAAGAAUCACAACCUCCCACACAUGCCCCGGGAAUUGCCAAAUCUGAGAGUGAGGACAAUAUCUCCAAGAAGCAGCAUGGUCGUCUGGGCAGGUCCUUCAGUGCUAGUUUCCACCAGGACUCAGCAUGGAAGAAGAUGUCUAGCAUCCACGAGAGAAGGAACAGUGGCUACCACAGCUUUAGAGAUUAUAAUGGCAAUGACUGACCAAGCCAAAACUUAACCACUGGUGUCACCCACGCAGCUGUUAUGUACAGGACUGAAUUAAGACAUCAGCUGGUUUUAUUAAGUCUAUCCAUAGGAACAGAUUUUGUGGUACAAAGCAUACGCUGUAGUUCUCUAGUGAAAAGCCUACAUAGGAUUACUAUGGGUGGCUUCAAAUAUACAGGGAGGUAAGCCCAGAAUUCUGCCCUUUUAAAGUUGAAGUAGAUAAGCAACCUGGACAAAGGGUUUCACAAAAUCCAAUACAAUCAAAACUGCUUCAAAGCAAAAACACAAAUGCUUUUAACAGCAUCAAAACUUGAAGUACUUAAGCAUGAAGUGAUUUACUGAAACUUGACCCCUAGUCAUUUAUUACAGAUAGUUUAAUUCCCAAGGCACCAUCUGUCCUUAAGAAAAUGGGGACAGUCAAGGUCUAGUUUUUGCUCAUGGUUAAAACUAAUUUAAAAUUAUUUUUCUAGUCUAGUUGUUCUUUCAGUGCUAACAGUAUCCAUCUCACAUCUUUGCUUUCUUGAAUAACUCUCAGGAGUCUCCAAAAAGAAGCAGAAAAUCCUUAAGAAACUGACCUUUUCUAUAGGUAUAGAUGGGUGACUUAAGGUCAUUGAUCCUGAUACUCUUGACUUGGCACAUGGCUGUGAAAUAGUUACAAGAAGAAUAUAGGUCUUGAGCGAAGUCUAAUGUUCUAGAACAAACCUUGUUUUAGGGAUAUAGUUACAGAGCACUGGAAUCCAAAGUUUCUAUAUCCAUGGUAAUAUGUGCUGUGACAUGUCACAUUUGACUUGUCUCUUAAUGGAGUCAUGUGUUAACAACAGCACUGAAGACAUGCUGGUGAUGUCCAGCUCACUUGGAGGAAAACUUUGUAUUCUCAACUCUGAGCCGUUUCCUUUUGUGAAACAUCCAAGCAAUUAGGUGUUUGACGUGUGUGUUAAAUAUUUUGGAAGUGUGAAUUCAAUACUUCUGAGCUCCUCUUUAGCUGCUGUUGCUUUCCUUUUGCUGCCAAGGUGUGGCUCAUAGACUUCUAUGAUGCUGUUCUUUCAUGUCGUAGGUUCAUUCCAGGAUUCAAAUCAGAAACUUGGUGAUUACAAGGUGCUGAGUAUGUUGGAACCAUAUUGCAAUACACCUCAAAGGGAGGUUUCAGAUUUUCAGUUUUUAAAAAACAAAAAUUCAUUUCUUUCUCUUGAAUUUUAUAUCCAUCUAUCCACUCAUAUAUGUUUAACCUACAGAGUUAGAAAAUGGUCUUGUUUUUGAAGAGAUUAUUUAGCUUGAAAUGUAAAGGACUGAAAGAUUUGUAGGUUGUUGAUUUUGUUACUUCACACUGGAACUUUGAAAAUGUUUUCAUCAAAUAAAGUUUUGUUUUCUACUUUUAAUCCUAUGAAUUUUAAUGUCUAUGUUUAAGUUAAGGUGUAUCCUUGUAACUGUGUGAAGCAUAUGGUAAUUUGUUAAUUCCAUGUAAUAAGUGUUAAAAGAAACAUCUUACAAUUUUUAUAAUUACUGAAACAAUGUGAAAAGUCAAUGGCUUCCAUCCCAUGCUUGGUACUUUUCAAGUACUUGAACACUGAUUCUCUAAUACUUCACAACAUGAUUUGGAAAUUUUCUUGUAUUAGUUUCAGAAAAAAAACAAAACAAAAAAGAAGGUUGGAAUUUUUGUGAUUCAAGUGUAUUUUCAAUAUAAACUGUUUUUAAUAGUUCAAUUGAAUAUUUCAAAGAAAUACAUUUGAAGAGCUAAGACAAAAGAAUACAAAUGCAAAAUAAAAUAUAAACACUAAGAAGAAAGUGACAGCUGGGAAAAUAAGAUGAAUUUAUUUCCUGUAUACUAAUGUGCUUUAUUAAAAACACUGACAGACAUA
Molecule: messenger RNA, 3954 nt
Organism: Mastomys coucha (southern multimammate mouse)
Lineage: Eukaryota; Metazoa; Chordata; Mammalia; Rodentia; Muridae
Gene: Bivm
Product: basic, immunoglobulin-like variable motif containing
Exons: 11
Coding region: 587-2095 (502 amino acids)
Biological process (GO): nucleotide-excision repair
Cellular component (GO): nucleus
Molecular function (GO): single-stranded DNA binding; DNA endonuclease activity
Source: RefSeq, a predicted model, not a curated record